Molecule: messenger RNA, 732 nt
Organism: Talaromyces stipitatus ATCC 10500
Lineage: Eukaryota; Fungi; Ascomycota; Eurotiomycetes; Eurotiales; Trichocomaceae
Exons: 4
Coding region: 65-535 (156 amino acids)
Cellular component (GO): mitochondrion
Source: RefSeq, a predicted model, not a curated record
GUACACCUUCUCUCUUGUUCCCCCAACCUGUCCGCUCGUUCUACCAAUUGGCCUUGGCGGAACGAUGCUUUCUCGACGACUUGUGACUGGGCGGAUGGCCCAAAUCGCCUCGCGCCAUGCCCAUCCCCGCGCUUCCUUUUCUCAAUUCCGCGCUCUUCGAGCCCAAACUGAAGACGAUGACCCUCAUCUUAACGGAAACUAUCCUAACCCUCCAGCCGUGAAACGCCAAUUCCGCGACCCGAAUGUCGACUGGUGGGAUAAGCAGGAACGACGUAACUUUGGCGAACCGGUACACGAGGACAACGAUGUCUUGGGUGUUUUCAGUCCUGAGCAGUAUACUCAUGUCACAUCCAACAAGGCUUUCCUGUCAAUUGGUACCUUCGUUGUUGGCUUCCUCGGACUUUGCGGGUUGGUCAGUCUGUACUAUCCUGACAAGCCAUCGGUCCCACGGACGUUCCCCAAUGGUGGACUCGAGAAAGAGCUCGGUGGUUCAGGAGCUGUUCGCGCUCAUAAAACCGGAGAGGAUACGUGGUGAUUUUUCAGUGUUGAUUGAAUGUACAUAAAAUGGGUCCUAGAUCAUGCAAUUGAGUUCCUGCUUCGUUCUUUCCAUCAUUGGUAUAGUAUGAGACGAUUUUUCGAAAAUGCACAACAUACCGCCACCAAGCUGCUUGCUUCUAUUUACCUACGAUAGCAAGCACUUGGAUACUCCGGGAAUCUCUGUUUCCUGGGAUA